AUGCCGUACAGCCUCCCGCCUGCGGCUCCUUCGCCGCCCAGUCCGGGCGCCAGCAGCUCACGAUUGUCGUCGACACACGGGCAGAGGUACUCGCCGUACCCUAGUGCAUCUAGCAACCAGCCGCGGGCUCUCGCCUCGGCUGCAGACAGUUUCCACUCACUCCACAGUGCAGCGGGGUCUUCCCCAGUCUUCCCGCACGACAUAAAGCUUCCCCCGCUGCACAGUCCCGACGACAGGCAGUCGGGCGGCCGACGCCGCAGCGUCGUAGCGCUCCCACCUAUCGCUGCCAUGGUCGACCGCAACCGCUGCGACGACUCAGCAGCCGUCCUACGGCGGCUGCAGACUCCAGACCACGAGGAGGAGGAGGAGGAGGAGGACGGCGACUGCCACGCGAUGGCGCGCAGCAGCGGCGACCUGGACACGCAGCGGCCGCGUGACGCACCAACAGAGUCGAGCUCCCACCGCCACCGGUACACCGCCCUCUCGCUCUCGCCCCAAGGCCACGGCACGGCGCCGUCUGAACUGCGGCGCCACGGCCUACUGCGCCAGCAGCAGCAGCAGCAACGGCGGCGGCGGCGGCGGCAGUCCCUGCGCGAGCGAGCUCGACAGCCCGGUCUCCCCGAGCCUCGUCGUCACGCCCGUCUCGGGCCGCUCGUCGUUCGACGACGGCCGCAGCGGGUGCGGCCAGAGCCCCCUUAA
This is a messenger RNA of Phanerochaete carnosa HHB-10118-sp, 699 nucleotides long. RefSeq lists its product as uncharacterized. The transcript is spliced from 2 exons. NCBI's taxonomy places the organism in Eukaryota, Fungi, Basidiomycota, Agaricomycetes, Polyporales, Phanerochaetaceae. The record is from RefSeq and is a predicted model, not a curated record. The coding region runs from base 1 to 699 and encodes 232 amino acids.